Messenger RNA from Cryptotermes secundus, 6402 nucleotides. RefSeq lists its product as uncharacterized. Gene Ontology annotation, biological process: regulation of transcription by RNA polymerase II. The transcript has 2 exons. Gene Ontology annotation, molecular function: DNA-binding transcription factor activity, RNA polymerase II-specific; RNA polymerase II cis-regulatory region sequence-specific DNA binding. Gene Ontology annotation, cellular component: nucleus. The record is from RefSeq and is a predicted model, not a curated record. NCBI's taxonomy places the organism in Eukaryota, Metazoa, Arthropoda, Insecta, Blattodea, Kalotermitidae. Bases 225 to 6230 code for a protein of 2001 amino acids.
UAAUGGCGUUAACGUUAAAGUUGAAUUGUGUAGAAUAAAUUGUAACCAUAUUUCUGUACAGUUAAUGAAUGUGCCAAACGUUAAAACCUAUUAAUAUGGACUUCAUUGCAACGUGUAUAUAAAUGUACUAAGGACAUACAGUACGUUAUACACAAAGCUCUGAGUUUGGCUCAUGCUAACCCUCCGUGUUUUGCGCAGGCUUUUGUGCUUGCUUGGUGGAGACUAUGGAGGAGGAUGAAGGUGACACACUAAUGGCUGUGGAGGAGUCAAUAUUCAGUGAAAGGGUAACAAAGGAUAAAGAUGAUGCUUCAGUUUUACAUGGUGACAAGAGUUCCCCUAGUCCAUUGGUAGAGGAACAUGAUAAAUUAAAGCCUGGUUGUCAGGAUAAUAUGAAGUCAGCUAGCUGUGUAGUAUCUGCACCAAUAACAAGUGAGAGGGGUAGUGAGAAGAACAAUGGCGCAUUAGCAAGUGAUAGUGAUGUUCCCGGAAGUCCAAAGAAAGUAAAUGGUGAGGUAGAAUUAUCAAAAUGUGACACAGCUGAGCACAGUUCUGAUUUAGAUUUCGUUAGUGAUAAUACCAUAGAUAAGGACAGCAGAUCAGUUGAAGAUGAAGAUGAUGAUGAUACAUAUUCUGAAUCUGAGAAUUCAUUAAACCCUCAGAAACGUAAACAUGAAGUGAUCCCAUUGCCCGAAGAAAUAAGUGAUGCAACAAAAGAUGAUGGCCAAAAUUCUGAGAGUAAUAUUGAAUAUAAAGGGUUCAAGAAAAGGAUUUUGGCUCAGACAUCCGUAGCAGCCAAUAACAUAUCCACAACAGGUGAUAAACCAUUGAAGUCUUCAAAAUCAGUUUUUAAAUGCAAGGAAUCACCUCUCGGAGAGGCUGUUUUAGAACCUCAGCAUGUUUUGCUGUCACAUCAAACAUUACCAGAUGGGACGCAAUCCAGUGCACAGCUUAAAGAAUAUGCUCAGUAUUUGGGCUUGCAGCCAACAGUGAAAUUCAAAUGCUAUAAAUGUGGUGAGAGUGGUUUCCCGUCCAUGUUAAAAUUACAAGAACAUCAGAACACCUGUCUGAAAAAUUGUAAUAAAGUGCAAAGUCUUACAAAACCUAUCCCUCCACCUCAUACUUCUGAACCUACACCAUCUACAAAUUUCAAGAUAACUCGCAAAGUGUACCUCUGUUCAGCAUGUGGGACUUACUAUGAGAACUGGAAUCUCUUUCUUCACAUGAAGGAGGUUCAUAAGAGACUUAUAUGCUUAUUUUGCUUGGGGAUGUUCUCUCAGGUUGACAAGCUUGCUACACAUUUGUCUGGAAAGCAUGGGGUAGUUGAAGCACUGUAUACAUCAUCAGAGCAGUUUCUAAAUGAAUUUAAAAGUGGGUCCUGCUUUCUUAUGUGUUGCACUUGUGAACGGAUUUUUUCAGAGCGAGAAAAUUUUUAUGACCACUCUUGCAGUGAAGGAUUGGUGAUUAAUACUGACAAGGCAUGUUCCUUAUGCGGGUUGCGAGGUGCGCAUUUUCCAACAUGCCGCCGAGCCUUUACUGAUAGUAGCUCAUCGCCACCACCCCUACGGCCACUAUCAAGUUCUUCACUUUCUGCCACACUGGAAAGUCCACCAGAAUCAACACAGAAUUCUCAGCUCUCGAUUCAAGAACAUUCUUUAUCAGUCACAAAAUAUUUAAUACCGGUGGGAAAAGUUCCAGGCAAAAGAGUAAAUCAGAAAGCAAAUAUGAUGCUUGACAGCACAGGAGAAAGUCUGGAAAAACCUAGAGAUCUCUCAGAUAUUGAUGAUGAUUAUGAUAUUAGUAAUGCAGCUUCUUUCUGUCAUGUCAACAUUGAUGAGCCUUUAGAGAAGCAGAAGCCAGUAGCUAUUUCAAAAGUCAAAACCUAUAAAGGUAUAAGUCAAGAUGUUGAUAGGAAAGUCACUGCUGAGCUGAAGCCUACAGAUUCAUCAACUGAUACAGACAUAAAUGAGAAAUGUGCAGAAACUAGUGACAAUAACAGAGAUGAAGAUGUUCAAGAUAAUGAUACAAAUGCUAGCUCAAGUAAUAUAGUUGUCAAAGAAAAGGAAAUUCAAGAAAAUCAGGAGCAUGUUGAUGACCAAAGUGGCAAGAUUGUAAUUGAAGUUGAUGAUGAAAGUAUGCACAAGGGAGGGAUAGAACCAAAGAGGUCAGAUCUGGAGAACAAGACAGAUUUGGAAAGCCCACGAGAUAAUGAGCUUCAAAGCCCUGUUUUGGAAGAACUUGAGUCAAAUUUAGAAAAUGAUACAAAAACACAGCAACAAGUGCAGGCUAGUUUAAUGCCAUCACUACAGAAAGAAACCAGUGCAAAGUCUUCUUCAAAAUCAGAUGUUGGCCCAAAGACAUCACCACAAACAGAAACAAAAGUUACUUCAGUUACACCAAGUGCCACAGAAGCUGAUUCGGAGUCUGAGUCAGAGUCUGGUGAUGAUACUGAUGACAGUUCUACAAGUUCGGAACCAUCUUCUGAGGAGAGUGAUCAUGAAGAAACAAAGGAUAAAGAGAAAGUUGAUGAGUCAGAUGCUGAUAAUGCAGAAAGUGAUAAACUGUCCCUUGUUGUAGAUGAAAAUAAGAGUGAGGAAGAAGAAAAAAUGGAAUUAGAAGAAAAAAAGACUGAUGAUGGGGAGAAAUAUAACACAGAAGAUAAAAUGAGUGAAGCAGAAGAUUCUAAACAUGAUGCACCAAAGAGUGACACUGAAAUGGUGCAGAAUACGAUAGAGGACACUCAAGAAUAUACAGUUUUGGAGGAAGAGAAAGUUGAUGACCCAGCAGAAAGCAUGCAGAUAGCAGGUGAUGAUGUACCCCUUUUGGAACUGACACUUGAAGAACAUCUUGACAGUAUGAAUAUCCAGAUGUUACUGAAGGAAUCUGUGAAAGUUUCCUGCCUUAAUUGUGUGUACUGUAAUCAUGCUAAGAAAAUAGCUGUUAAUGGUAAACAGCUGGCAUUACAUCUGUUAGCAGAGCAUCGUUUUGCUCCAGUUGUUUGCUCUGAUAGUGGAGAACUCACAGAAGCUGAUGGGUUUGUGGAUAAAUUGAAAAUUUCAUUAUCAGAAUUGCAACACAUGUUUUUUAACACAGACUCUUACGAUAAUAUGGACCAAACUUGUAUGCGUCCAUAUGAUAGAACAUACGAAUGUUUCCAUUGCCAUUUCUUGACAACCCUGCAUAAAGAGCUAUAUGUACACAACAGAAAGAUGCACCAGAAAACAAUUCUCUUAUGCAUUAUGUGCAAAUCCAAUUUUUAUAGCUAUAGUGAACUACUGUGUCAUUUAUGUCCUGGUAUCUAUGUACCAGAAAGUAAUAUAAACUUCCGCUGCUGCCUGUGUACAGUUGAUGGUUUACCUUCAGCUUUUAGACUUAUGGUACAUCUGAGGAAGAGACAUCAUGCUUGUGAUGUGUGUCUGGAAACUACUGGCGAUCAACAGAAGUUGUCCAAUCAUGUGUGGAAACACAAGCUACACCACCUAUGUUAUCGUUGUGGAAUUGCUUAUCGCAACAAACCCGAUAUUACAAAACACCUUUUCUGGAAGCAUGGCACUGAGAGCGUUCUUUGCAAGAAAUGUUUACAGAAGAAAUGGCCUCAUGUCUAUCAUUUUUGUAUACCACCAAAUGCAUUUGUAUGUGAAGAAUGUAACAGCAGCUUCUCACGUGCUGUGGCAUUGAAAGUUCAUAAGAGACUGCAUGCUGGUGAUUUGCCUUAUCCCUGCAGUGAGUGUGAGGAACAUUUCAUAUCAAGAAAACUUUUAACCAAACAUCAGGAGAAACAUCGAGAGCCUUCUUCGCCUAAAGAUGCAGUGGAAACAAGGCUGCAAGAAAAUGGUCCCAUCGGAGAAUUUGAAAGCCAAGAAAGUAAUAAAAUCGAAGAUGACUCUCUGCAAAGAGCAGAUGUGCUUGCCCAUGAGGAUGCAGUUGCCAGUGGCAGUUCAGUACAAGAAGAGGAGUCACGGGUAUGUGAUCCUGUGACAGCAGCCACAGUAUCAGAAAGAGAUAUAGCUGAUGCUGCUGUAGAAGCACCUGUUACUGAAAACUUGGGUGAAGCACUCAAGUAUGAGGAGAAAGAAGUAGGUGAAAAGAAAUCUAAGGUUGUAGAUGUCUAUGACCUCCCUCCCUUGAAUUUAUCGUCAGAAAGUGAUGAUUCUGAUGAUGACACAAAGGAGACACAGUUAAAUGUGAAGGCAGGUAAAUCUGUAAGUGACGUGGAAUCAGUGGCUGUUAAUGGAAGCACAAACUUAAAUGACAGACAAAGAACAUCUGAAGCUUUGUCUCACACAGAUGAGGAUGUUCAACAACCAAUUGAAGUUGUAGAUGGAAUUUGGGAAAAUUUCAAGACAUAUAAAGCGAACUUAGAACGUCGUGAAAGUCAGCACACUGAAACUGGUGAAAGUUCAACACAAAAAACUGAAAGGGAACUACAAUUCCAGUUAUGUGAGAGGCAGAUUGCAGAAGUCAUUUCAGUGAUAUAUAUGGAUCAUGACUACUGUGGACCAUUUGUGGGGACAAGUCAUUCAGUGAACAUGGAAGAGCAGUCAGAAGGUGUGUUGGCAUCAGAACUGCAAGCUGAGCAACAUGCCAUUCUCUCACAACAAGAUGCUGAAAAAACAGAACCAAAGGAGAAAUCGGAAGAAGAGAAGAAGGCUUGUGAUGCCGAUCAUAAUUACUGUUACACUAAUACAUCACUUGGUGUUGAAAAUGAGAGAGAGGAAGGUGCUGCAGCUGUAAGUGUUUCAGCCAUCACUUCUCCAAACAAGAAAAAACAAAAGUCACCCAAGAAGAAACAGAAACAUAGUGCUAGUUCAUCAUCUAGUGAUUCCAGCAGUAACAGUGACUCAAGCACAUGUAGUUGUGGUACAAACUGCAGUUGUAGCAGCUCAAGUUCAAGCAGUUCAGGCACAUCCUCCAGUCAGAGCUCUGAUUCUGACAGUUCAAGUUCAGAAGGCAGACGCCGCCAGACAGCCAGACGAGAACGCAGGAGAGAGAGGGCAAAGCGGAAGAAAGCGGAGGAAGUUGAGGAUGCAACACCUGAAGCAGGUGCCGCAGGGGUAGCAACAAAUGGACCUCCUGAACAGCAUGAAGUUCCACCUCUGGCCACAUCGGUUGAACCUGAGGACGUGGAGUUGCCUGUAAGAGAAUCAGAUCUAGACACAGAUGAAACAGAGACAGAUGAGGAUUUUUAUGAUAAAUAUCCACAGAGACAGGCCAACAAACUACUUGCAGAAAAGCGAAAUCAACUUCUUUUAUUGGCAGCAGUGGCUCCUGUUAAUAAUGGCACAAUGUCACAGUCUGGUCAGUCACCACCACCAAGUUCCAUUGAAGAACCUAUACCAAAGAAGAAAGUAAAAACAAAAAAACAUAAAAAAUUACAUCAUAAUAGUUCAGAAAAUAAAAUGGAAAACAAACUGCAACUCAACAUUCCCACAGACUACUACAGCAAUCAUGCACCAAUUUUUUCAAAAUCAGCCAUGCCAACAACAUCUGCAAGCAGUUCUGCGAAUACUACCACCUUGGCCACACCAGCCCGAUCCAUUCAAAGUCCCUUCCUUGUUAGCCAUCUUGAGCCAUCAACACCCACUGCACCCUAUCACAGCACAGGUAGUGGCUCAGAAACAGAUACCAAACGCCUCUCCAAAAGAAAGCGAGUUCCCAAAAGAUUUUAUGGGGAUUCUAGUGAUGAUGAACCUGAUCAACCAGCAGCUAAGUGGCGUAAGGCAAACCCGGUAUCAGUGUUGCAGUCUGCACCAGGGUGCAGCAAUUCUGGCUCCAUGCCUGAACCAGUUCAAGUCCCAUCUGUUAAUGAGGAGAAGUCAGAGGAGGAGGCUGUGGAGGAUAGUGAUAGUGAUCGAGAGGACAUAAAGAAAAGCAGCAGUGAGUCAUCCAACAGUGAAAGUGAUGCUGAAAAAGAACAGGGUGAUGAUGACGAUGAUGAUGAUCUCUCUGAUGCAGACAGUGAAACCGAGACCUCAUCAGCAGCGCAAACUCAUACGUCUUCGGCUGAAAGAAAAAGCGAUGCUGUUCAGCAAAAGAACGAAAAUUUAUAUUGUUACUGCCAGUGUCCAUAUGAUGAAGUGUCAGAAAUGAUUGCGUGUGAUGGUAAAGACUGUACAAUUGAAUGGUUUCAUUUUGAGUGUGUGGGUAUAAUGGUGCCACCAAAGGGCAAGUGGUUUUGUCCAGACUGCAGAAAGAGGGCUGCGGCAAGGAGCGAGUACUUGCUACAUGUGUGAGUUGGGUGUGGGUUUAUGUACACAGUAUGAAUGACCUAUUUAACCACUUGUUAUAUUAACGUGUGAAGUUUUGGGAGCUCUGCUUCAUGUGUGUGUUAUUUCUUCGUUGGUUUCCUCCUCUUCAGAAGGAAUUUGUGUAAAUAGUGUAAAUAGGUAGCAUAAUAAUUGACAG